AUCACGCCAGCUGAAGUGUUCUUUUCAACGUCUUCAUAACAUUCAACACCUUCAACACGUCCGUCGUUCAUCCUAGAGACAUUCACUUGAUUCAACUAGACCAGCUACAGCUUUCGUGGUUCUUUUUACUUGUAAACUAUCUUUUUGCCAGUCUCGGUGGGCGUCAAGCGCUUGUUCAAUUUUAUCCGGUAGUCUUCGACAUCACAACAAUUUUGGAGCUUACAGCUCUGCCAAAAAACAGAUUUCGAAGCACAAAAUUUCCACUCGUCCGUCACUGACAAAAGUUCAAACUGCACACAAUGUCUGGAUAUCUUAGACCCUCUCUGCGAGUGGCCGGUGCCGCCGCCGCCGGUGCUGGAUUGGCCUAUAGCGGAUACAGAUAUUACAACACGACGUCUUUCUUCUUCACUACCGUCCACGCCGAGUCGUUGCCAUCAGAUUCGAGGGCCGCCUUGAAGAAGAUGGAAUGGAAGGGUUUCACCGAGCUCGAGCUCCAAAGCUCCGAGAUGGUCAAUCACAACGUGAAGAGAUUGACUUUUGCUCUGCCAGACGACGAAUCAAUUACUGGCAUCUCUCCCAUCACAUCUCUCUUGACCAGACAUACUCCCGAAGGAGCCUGGAUUCCGGUCUUCAGGCCUUACACUCCUGUCAGCGAAAAUGAUGUACCGGGCACCGUGACUUUCAUGGUCAAAAAGUAUCCAAACGGCAAGGGUUCCGGCAAGAUGCACUCUCUGAAACCUGGUGACACGAUGAAAUUCAAGCCACUCCAUGAAUUCGACUACAAACCAAACCAGUACUCAGCUAUAACUUGCAUCGCCGGUGGCUCUGGCAUCACCCCCAUUUACCAACUUACUCGUGCCAUCCUCAACAACCCCGAGGACAAGACGAAGAUCGCCUUGGUCUACGCCAACAAUACCGAGGAGGAUAUUCUGUUGAAGAACGAAUUCGACGAGCUCGCCCAGAAGUACCCCGGACGCUUCACCAGAUCUUACGUUGUCAGCAAGACCACACCACAGAACGAAGGCGUCUACGAAAAGGGCUAUGUCAGCAAGGAGCUUCUGAGCAAAGUCAUGCCGCACAAGAUGAGUGAACGCAACGUCAAAGUGCUCGUUAGCGGCCCGCCCCCAAUGACCGCAAGCGUUGCAGGUGCUAAAGGUGGCUUUGGCUGGACUCAGGGAAGUCUUGGGGGCAUUCUCGGCGAGCUUGGGUACACGAAAGAAGAAGUGCACAAAUUCUAGAAGGGGAUCUUGGGUGGUCAGGGUUUUUAUUCGAUUAGCAUAUUACUAGAAGCGGGGCUUAAUAGAUAUCUCUUCUCGGUACAGCGGAUUGAGAGAAGAGGAAUAGAUGGAUCAAGCAGCUUCGAUGAUUCACCGGCCUCCAUCAUUAUCGAGAUAUGAUAUUUAUCCCUUGUUG
Messenger RNA from Exophiala xenobiotica, 1413 nucleotides. RefSeq lists its product as uncharacterized. The record is from RefSeq and is a predicted model, not a curated record. Gene Ontology annotation, biological process: ergosterol biosynthetic process. The coding region runs from base 300 to 1238 and encodes 312 amino acids. The transcript is spliced from 3 exons. Lineage: Eukaryota; Fungi; Ascomycota; Eurotiomycetes; Chaetothyriales; Herpotrichiellaceae. Gene Ontology annotation, molecular function: cytochrome-b5 reductase activity, acting on NAD(P)H.